AUGGAUCUCUUUACCUGCAUGGUUGCGCUCGCAUCUGGUGGAGUAUCAACCAAUAUUCCCAUUCCUGGCGACAAUUUCCGUGUUGCCAAGGAGCUCGCUACAUGUUUCCUAGAUGACAGCCCUCCUACUGUCUCUACAGAAAUUGAACUCAUCGCACUCUUCUUGGCGUACUGUAACCAUCGCAAUCCCGAUGUGUCCAUUGCCGUGUUCCUUCACCUCCAUCAAAGAUUCUGUGCUGACAAGAACAUCCAUGUUGUUGUCCAGCAGCUGAACCUAUCUGCUGAGCAAGUGCGCACUGUCCUGAAAGGGUAUUACUCGGUCUGGGACACCCUUGAGGCGCGUCAAUUGGUGCCGAAUGUCCCUAUUCCCGCUAUCUUUUCGGAUGCAAACUUCAGACUUGCCGCCAUGUUUGGCGGGCAGAGCGGAGCAGACAACUGUCUUGAUGAAGCAGCGUGGCUCCUUGACAUUUACGGCCCACUGCUGUCGGACUUUGUUACCUACAUGUCUGAGUUCCUCAAGCGCGAAUCCGCCAACCCUCUGUUGGCGAAAGCCCAUUCACGUCCAUUGGACAUUGCUGGCUGGCUUGCUUCUCCCGAUACAAUGCCGGAUGCCAAAUAUCUGGUAAUGGCACCAGUUGCAAUACCAGUGCUAGGACUAAUUCAGGCUAUGCAUGUGGCUGUCUUGUACAAGACGCUCAAUAUGAGCCCUGGCGACCUUGUCUCACGCUUUAGUGUUGUAAUCGGACACAGCCAGGGUCUACCCAUGGCUGCUGCCUUUGCUUCCGUGACUGACGAGGUGUCAUUCUAUGCUGCUGCUGAGAAGACACUUGGUAUCCUCCUUACGAUGCCGGCGAUUCUAUACGUUGAUUUUUCAUCAAACGCAUCGCACACUGGAAUUAUCGAACUGCCAUUAUGCUCAGGUGAACUGUCCACGCCUAUGAUCUCCGUUCGUGGCCUGGAUAAGGAAACGCUGGAGUCAUUCAUUACUGUGUUUAAUGCGGAUCGUACAGACGAAAUGUCGAAAGUCAGCCUUGCCCUAGUCAAUGGUCGGUCAUUUUUUAUUGUUUCAGGAUACCCAAACGCUAUUUCCCUCUUUGGGCGCUACAUCACCAAGCACACCGUCUUGCCAACAGUGGACCAGUCGCGCGUCCGAUUUUCCCUACGCAAACCAGUUGCUGUUGUUACCCCGCUCAGCAUAUCUGAGCCGUAUCACUGCGAUCUUCAACUAGAGAACGCGUCUAAAGUGUAUGAAUUUGUGACUGCCAAAGGGUGGGUCCUCAACGCUGACGCUCUUCGCAUCCAAGUUAAUGGUGGGGAUGAUGGACACGAUCUUCGCGAUGAAGUCAACAUCACCAGAUUUUUGGUAGACAGCAUGGUUUGUGCACUGUUCAACAACGCUGAUGCAGCAUACACCAUCGAUUUCAGUCCAGGAAAUUCAGCAUUUUUGGGAAAUGCGCCAGGGACAUUUUGGAUGGUUACGGAAAAAGCUGUUAUCAGCACCAGUGCACUUAUUUCUGACACCCAGUCACGCAUGGGAUCCAAGGCUGAUUUGUUCAAGCAGAAUAUUUCCGAUGUCUUCUCAGCGCCAAACUGGCAGAGUGCGUUCGGUCCACGCCUUGUUCAAACUGCGCAUGAGGGUCAGCUUCAUAUUCGCACCCGCAUGUCACUCACUCUUGGACUUCCACCAGUGAUGGUUGCAGGAAUGACCCCGACUAUGUCCAACGAGCACUUUGUCGCAGCUAUCAGCAAUGCUGGGUACCAUGUCGAGCUUGCUGGUAGUGGAAUCUACACUGAAGUGGGGUUCAGAGAAAGGGUUGAAAAUUUGGCCAAUCUCGUUGAACCAGGUAGUGGAUUCGCCGUCAACACAGUCUACAUGAACAAGAAGCAGUGGGCAUUCCAGUAUCCCAGUAUCCUGCGUAUGCGGCGGGAAGGAGUACCAAUCACAGGGCUCUGUAUUGGCGCCAGUGUUCCCUCAGUCGACGUUGCCAACAGUAUAAUCGCAGAGUUGCGUGACGCGGGAAUACGCCAUGUUGCGUUCAAGCCCAGUGGACUGGCGGUCGUGGUGGUGGUCACCAUUCAUGUGAAGACUUCCACGAGCCAAUUUUGGAAACCUACAGCAAGAUCCGGUCUACUGCCGAAUACCAUCCUGGUUGUUGGUGGAGUGUCCAGUUUGGAUCAUGCACCCAUGCCUGUUGACGGAGUAUUGCUUGAGUCAUGUGUUUUGGCCGCAAAAGAGAGUGGGCGUCCUUGGAAGCAAAGGAGUUCAUUACAGCAGCCACUAGCACUGAAUACAGUGAGCGGAGGGCAUUAUGUACUAGCAAUGUCUGGUGGAGUGAUAACAAUUAUGUCGGAUUUUGGAGAACAUGUCCAUCUUCUGGCCACUCGAGCUGCACUGGCUCUCAGAGAGCUGAACGACAUGAUAUUCUCAAAACCGUUAGCUAGCCAGAUGCCGAUGAUCAUAGCAAACAAGGACCAUAUCAUAAAGCGGCUCAACGAAGACUUUACGCGGCCAUGGUUUGGCAAGAAGUCUGACGGUCGAGUGGUCGAUCUGGAGGAGAUGACGUACCUGGAAGUACUCAACCGACUCGUAGAGCUCAUGUACAAUGCAGACAAGUCCAGGUGGUUGGAUGUGUCGUAUGGAAGGUUGUUUGGGGAAUUCAUUUUGAGGAUGGAGGACCGAGUAUCUGGAUCAGAUCUCGCCCGGGCAUUUCAAUGGACCUCGCAACUUUUGGAUCCAAUUGAAGUCGUUCAUUUGUUGGAUGAGACGUAUCCAGAGAUAAGCCGCAUCCUUAUUGCGCUUGAGGAUGUUCAGUAUCUGGUCUGGCUUUGCAAGCGCUCUGGGACCAAGCCAGUCCCCUUCGUUCCUAUCCUUGACGCUGACUUGCAUGUCUGGAUGAUGAAAGACAUAUAUUCGCACCAUGAAGAUUUAGAUUCAGUCGUUGAUAGAGAUGUCCAGCGCACAAUUAUUGCCUUGGAUUCUGUAUCUGCAAAAUAUGCCACAACAGUCAACGAGCCAGUCAAAGAUAUACUCGACCGUCGUGAAUCCAAUAAGGAUGCAUCCCCAAUCUGUACUGUCGAGUAUCUUGCACCAGAGCCCUCUCCAGUAUCACUUCCUUCGCCAGUUGCAGUGGCUGUUGAAAGAUCAAGCCGCACAUACAGGCUCCCGACUGAUGCAGCACUGCUUCCAAAUCCUGAUGUAUGGCUGGAGGCACUGGCUGGUCCUACUCAGAGCUGGCUUCGUGCACUUCUCACAUCGCCAGUGGUGGUUCGCAAAUCACUGUGUGCUGCAAAUCCAAUAAGGCAGGUUCUGCGACCAAUGGCUGGGCAGACAGCAGAAGUGUCAUCUGAUGGCGAUAGGCCGGUCAAGCUUGAUAUCCAUGGACCAGCUGGGCUAUUGGACAUUCGCAUACAAUUUGAUGGCGAGAAGAAUAUUCUGAUGAUUAUUUACCAUCGGGUUGGCGAAGAGCAGUUUGAGAUUCGGUUCCCGUACAUCUACACGCCAUCCAAACCUGGACUACUUGUUGCUGAAGAUAUUGAAGGUCGGGAUUUAUCAUACCGCAAUGCUUAUUUGCGUGCACACGGCCAUGCAGUUGGCUCUGGCGAUAUAAACUCUGUUGGUAUAGAACAGCACUUCUCGGCCGAUGCGCUCAAGUCAUUCACCAUCAGCCAGGAGCUUGUUCAGAAGUACUGUUCUAGUACUCACAUCACAUCAAAAGGUCUCCUUGGGAUCAUCCACUUGAGCCAUAGUACAAAGUAUGUAGCAGAUGCUUCGCUACUUCAUGUUGGAGAAACCAUAGACUAUCAGGUAUCACUCACUGCACUUGAAAACAUUGAGAGUGGCCAGAAAACAACCCUCACUUCGAGAUUUUACCGCAAUGGAAACCUCAUUGCUAUAGCUGAAGAUGUCUUUGUCAUACGCGGCAAUAUGCAGCAUACAACCAAAUGUUCCGAUCAAUGGAUGAACCUGUGCGACGCAUGCAAAUCGAAUCAGAUGAGGAUGCUACAGCGCUUGGUGCUAAAGAGUGGUUUAUAUUCAAAGAUAGCUCCGAGCCUCUCAGCAUUAUGCGUGGAGAUGUUCUGGAGUUCAGGCUCCAUUCGCACUACCAGUUCAAAUCCAAUGGGAUCUAUUCCAAAAUCAAAACAGCCGGACCUGUGUAUCGCUUGCUAUCCAUCCAGAGAAUAUGAGCAUAUUGCUGACGUGUAUUACGAGAAUAAUGAUGCUUAUGACAACUAUGUCAUCCAGUUUUUGAAUGAAAACCAGCUGAGCGAUGCGAGCACAGCGCACUUUGAGUAUGACAGUACACUGGUAUCGCACAAAGGAAAUUCAGGUGGUUUGUCCUUUAAAGCACCGUCAGUAAAUUGGGAGUUUGCGCAUGCCUCUGGCGAUCAGAAAUGUGGACAUCAGCCGCAUCUCGCGCUGUUGUUGAGUCGUGUUGUUGCAGAUAGCGACCCUCGGCGCAUGCGCUCAUACAGCGUCCAGUUUGUUGGAAAGGUCUAUCCAGACGACAAACUUCGGGUAGAGCUGGUUCACGCGGGGAUGAACAACGGAUACAUGGUUAUCGAUGGCAAGACUGUAAACCAGAAUGGGGAAACAGUGCUGACGCUCACAGCUGAGGUUGCCCAGGCAAAGACUGCAUAUGUCUUUACUGGCCAGGGGUCGCAGUUUGUUGGCAUGGGGAUGGACCUCUACAUGUCAUCCACAGCCGCCAGAGAUGUGUGGGAUCGAGCUGAUAGGCACAUGUUGAAGAACUAUGGUGUCUCACUACUGAAAAUAGUCCAAGAAAAUCCGAGAGAGUACUUGGUUAAGUUUGGUGGCAAGAAAGGCACACCAAUUCGUACACACUACCUCUCUUUGGUGCGUGAAUAUGACGGCAAGAUAGAGCAGCUGAUUCCCGGGAUCACUCGGUCAUCGAAAUCAUACACGCACCGGUGUUCAAAUGGCCUGCUCAAUGCGACACUGUUCACACAGCCGAUCCAGACGGUGAUGUCGCUAGCUCAGGCUGCAGACAUGCGUGCUCAUGGUCUUAUCCAGGACGAUGCUAUUUUCGCUGGCCAUUCGCUUGGUGAGUUUGGGUCACUCGCAGCAAUUGCUGAUAUUGUUUCUGUCGAGGAUGCGGUCGAUAUUGCUCUCUAUCGUGGGCUUUUGCUCCAUGCUUCAGUAGAUCGUGAUACCAAUGGCGCUCCCACGAGCUGCACCUGCUCCGAAUUGUUGACUGUAUUCGUGAGCGGAAAGCAGCAGCUCCUAGAAGUUAUCAACUACAAUGUCCGAGGGCAGCAAUACGUUGUCACAGGGCAUGUUGAGAGUUUAAAUGACAUGUGCCUUAUUGCGCAUGAGAUAUCCAAAAGGAGUUUGUCAUCAGCAGAGCUGGAAGAGGGAAACAUCCUUCAGGAUAUAAUAGACGGUAUUCUCUCUGCAACUCCAGAUAUGCAGCUACAGGAAGAUGGUAGAAUAACUACCCGUAUCCCUGGCGUUGAUGUUCCCUCACACUCUAGCCAAUUGCUGACAAGUGUUGACACAUUCCGUAGCUUGCUUGACCAAAGGAUUCCACACGUCCGUAGGCUACAUACGUCGCUCUGUGGAAGAUAUAUUCCUAACUUGUCUGGCCAACCAUUUGAGAUUACAGAAAACUAUUUCAGGCAUAUCCAUGCCAUCACCCGCUCACCAGUAAUUGAGGAUGUCAUCAAUUGUUGGAGUGCAGUCAGCCAUAAUUCCACAAGUACCAGAAUAUCACUAGCACGCACGCUCCUGAUUGAGCUCUUAUCAUUCCAGUUUGCUUCGACAGUAAAGUGGAUUGAUACCCAAGACACAAUAUUCAGAAUUUGUUCUGUGAAGCGGCUGGUUGAGAUUGGCCCAAGCCCAAUACUGUGUCGUAUGGCAUCUCAGACUUUGGAAACCGAAAACUGGCUAUAUGGGGAAGUUGCUAUUCUACAUGCAAGAAGAGAUAAGGAUGAUACCACAAAUGGUAUACCAAACAUUCCAGAAAAACUAUCCAGUCCCGAAAUUCCUGCUCUGGAGGAACAGCCAUCUCCACUGCCCAUUACUCCAACCACAAUAUCAACUGAUAAUGAUGUGCCGAUUCCAACUAUUGACAUUCUAAGAACAAUAGUCUCUCACAAACUCGCUAAAUCCGUGUUCGAAAUCAACCCUGGAAUGUCAAUCAAAGGGUUAGUUGCAGGAAAGUCAAUAAUUCAAAAUGAACUUGUUGGCGCACUUCAAAAGGAAUUCAGCAAGCGAAUGCCUGACUACGCAGAGGAGUUGUCCUUGGAGGAGCUCGCAAUAAAACUCGGAAGCACUAUGGAUUCCCUUGGCAAGUAUUCGCAGCUGCUUGUCAUUAAUUUGCUAACCAGCAAAUUCCCGAGCAGAUUCACGCUGUCAGCUGCUCGUUCUUAUUUGAUGGAUAAAUACGGGUUGGGUCCUCGUAGACAGGAGGCCGUUCUAUCCUUAUCAGCUACUAUGGAACCCUCAAGUCGGCUUGCAGAUGAGGAUGCAGCUAAAAUCUGGCUGGAUUCGGCAGUCCAGGUAUAUGCUAGACAUGUGGGGCUGCCAUUGACAGCUACAGCAAAAAAUAGUGACAAUAAUGGUAUGAGCGCCGGGUCAAUUGUUAUCAAUAGUGCUGAAUUCGACAGGGCUCAGAGGAAUCAAAAGAAUCUCAUCCUUGAGCAAGUAGAGACGCUCGCCAGACAUGCAGGACUUGAUAUACGUCAGGGUGCUAGGUCAGCUGAAAAGUACCAGGUAAAGUUAGCAACUCUCGAGUCAGACCUCGAUGAAAUUAAACAAGAGGUUGGCUGCACAUUUAUCGAAAGGACCAAGAUGAUGUUUGAUGCAAACAAAGUCCGUCACUAUGACUCAUACUGGAACUGGGCCCGCCAGGAUGCGUUUGAAUGGAUUUCUGGCAUCCUGAGCGGAGAGGAGCCAAGUAUGGAUCGGGGUACAUACAUGAAACGUAUUCAUAUGCUCAAGAACCGCUCCAAUCCUGGACUGCUUUUGAUGUUGCAAGCACUCAUUUCGACUCUCCAGACCGCUGAUAGCCUGCUCGCACAUCGCGCACUAGAGCAAGCUGAGACCAUCUAUGCAGAAUGUAAGGAGUCAGAAAACUCUGCCCCAGUCUAUAAAGGGCUCUCUACUCCAAUGCGACCAUAUGCUGAAGUUACAUCAAGGGGUGAUAUUGUUGGCUCUGAGAUUCCCAGAGAGGAUGAGCAUUCAAUAUAUGACUAUGUCCAAAAUAUGAAGCGGACUAGCAAUGACGGAUUGCCUCUACUGCAUAUGUAUGAGCGGCAGACUGGAAACACCUGGCCAUACAGCAAGGCUAAUUCUGAAGAAUACUUCAAGUCCAUGGAGGAGGCAGCGAUAAAUGGUAUUUCAUUUGGGGGCAAGUGUGCAUUAGUUACUGGAUGUGGAAUGGGAUCCAUUGGGUCGGGUUUGGUCGAGGGUUUGCUUUCCGGCGGUGCGAAGGUUAUUACCACAAUGUCCAAUUCUUCCCUUGAGUCAGUCCGAUUCUUCGAAGAGAUGUACCGAAAGUUUGGUUCUCGUGGAUCCCAGCUAGUCCUUGUCCCAUUCAACCAGGCGUCUUCAUGUGAUGUAGAGGCCCUCAUCCAGUAUAUUUAUGAUAGUGAUGGCCUUGGUUGGGAUCUGGACUAUAUUGCCCCAUUCGCCGUGUUCCCAGAAUGUGGCAAGGAUGCAGAGAAUAUCGACUCUUACUCUGAGCUGACAAUUCGCACCCUCCUGACCAAUCUUUUACGGAUGAUUGGACCAGAUUAA
This is a messenger RNA of Linderina pennispora, 7758 nucleotides long. RefSeq lists its product as uncharacterized. The record is from RefSeq and is a predicted model, not a curated record. The transcript is spliced from 10 exons. Lineage: Eukaryota; Fungi; Kickxellomycota; Kickxellomycetes; Kickxellales; Kickxellaceae. Gene Ontology annotation, cellular component: fatty acid synthase complex. The coding region runs from base 1 to 7758 and encodes 2585 amino acids. Gene Ontology annotation, biological process: long-chain fatty acid biosynthetic process. Gene Ontology annotation, molecular function: fatty acid synthase activity; enoyl-[acyl-carrier-protein] reductase (NADH) activity; holo-[acyl-carrier-protein] synthase activity.